This is a messenger RNA of Plasmopara halstedii, 1623 nucleotides long. RefSeq names its product DASH complex subunit Ask1. The transcript is spliced from 5 exons. Gene Ontology annotation, cellular component: mitotic spindle; DASH complex. NCBI's taxonomy places the organism in Eukaryota, Oomycota, Peronosporomycetes, Peronosporales, Peronosporaceae. Gene Ontology annotation, biological process: attachment of spindle microtubules to kinetochore. Bases 1 to 1623 code for a protein of 540 amino acids. The record is from RefSeq and is a predicted model, not a curated record.
AUGAAGGACGAGGACGCGCAGCAGAGGAUUACAUAUCUACUGCAGGAGAUCGAUGCCAACAUUUGUGCGGCUCAUCGAUCAGCUACGGAAAUAUGCGGCACAGUGCGGCGACAUCACCAAAUUCUGCGGCAGAUUCACGAAGCUUCACGCGUAUGGCGGCCACUCUUUGACUCAUUCACGCAACAGCCUUCGUCACGACGAGUCACGCGCACGCCAUCACGUUUAUCUAAGCCAUCCACACCUGGAUCCACAAGGUCUACUGCAACGACGCAACAAAGGUAUAUAAACCAUAGACGCAUUGACCAAGAAGCAGAAGAAGAGGACAUAGAGGAGGAAACAUUGUUUGCGAGCAAAGAGCAAACUUUCAAGACUACAACUUUGAAAAAAAACCAUCCACUGUCGCAUGCAAACCGCCCUGCUGACGAUGAUAGCCUUGACGUUAGUACUAAUAGCGAUAAUCUGCCAAGAAUGUCUAGAACACCCUAUGUGUCCAAGUCAGCAGUGCGACUGGGUGCCAUGACGCAGGAAUCAACAUCGACUCUUAGCUCCAGUGAUUGCGGACAUUGGUCACCACCUCGGACGGGAAUCAUCUCGACGGAUCAAUUGGACACCGCAGAUGCUGAACCGCGACAUAUAUCGACUCCCCCAUCGGCGAUUAGCAGUGUGGAAUAUAGUAGUAAUAGUCCCGGAAUAAGUAGAAAUCUUAUGAAGUUGGGUGCAUUCGAGUACACCCCACCGCGUGAAAAGAAGAUCAGAUCUAACGACGAGGAGAAAAAAGAUGAGGAUGUAGAUGACUCCUAUGAAUCGCCGUUGAUUCCAGAAUUUACAACAGUUCGAUUGUCGACCACGGUUGACGAAAAUUCAUCUGACAUUGCGGCAGAAUUGAGUGUAUCAGACGGCGCCAGCAAUCGAAAACGAAAGCUAUCUGACUUAAGUAAAACCCUACAGCGACCGGUGUACCCGAAAACUCUUUAUCCUGAAAAAGCAACAUCGCCAUUUACAUCUCCGAGUUUGCGCCGAAAGUAUUGUAGCAGAAGCAAUACAUCAUCGCCAAAUCAUCAUCGUCAUUCGUUAUCAGAAGCAUUAAUUUCACCACGACGACGAUAUGACGCUGCUCUGGACGAUGACACGCCAAAGACUCCUGAUUUAGCCUCUCCGUUGUUGCGCACACAGCUCAAGGCGAUGACACCAAAUACUCCACUGUCAAACCGCCUCGUUGGCGCUAGUCUGGACGUUGGCACUGUAUCGCAGGAAGCACGGUUGCUUAAUUACGAUGACUCUUUCAAUGCUGGAGAACCGACACCUAAGUUUGAGCUCUCGCUACUGCCCGCAGUAUUUCAGCGAGGUGUUGGCGCUGUGCAAGUUUCCACAUUGUACAACAAAUUUCAAGGAACUGGAGGCAACAAACCCGCCAUCAGUGUCGAUCAGCUAGCUGAAUUACUGCCCGACUAUGGGAAAGAGAAGAUCGAGAUCCUGCUAGAUACCCUUAAGAAAUUAAACGUGUAUUAUAAGUACGAUUUACCUAUGUAUGCACAGCUUGAGGAGACGCCAUCAUCCUUAAGCGGAAAAGCGUGCCACAGUCAAAUCACACAUUUAAGCGCCAUGAAAGCUGUUGUCAAGUAA